CUUAUGCAUGACCCUAAACAUCUUUCCAAUGACUUAAGAUUUCUUGAUUGGCGUGGGUACUUUUCAAAAUCUUUGCCAUCAAGUUUCCAAUCAAAUAAGCUUAUUGAACUUCACAUGUGCUACAGCUACAUUGAACGACUUUGGGAAGGAACAAAGUCUUUUGAGAGAUUGAAACUCAUCGAAUUAAACAAGUCUCAAAAUCUUAUUGAAACCCCUAAUGUCACCAAAAUCCCAAUUCUAGAGAAGUUGUUUUUAGAAGAUUGUAUAAAUUUACUAAGGGUGCACCAAUCAAUCGGAGUUCAUAAAAAGCUUACCAUUCUUAAUCUAAAAGGAUGCAAAAAUCUUAGAAGUCUUCCAAACAAAUUUGAAAUGAGGUCUCUUGAAAUUCUUAUUCUUUCUGGUUGUUCAAAAGUGAAAAAAAUCCUAGAAUUCGAGAAGAAUAUGAAACUUGUAUUAAACCUUUACUUGGAUGACACUGCUAUUACAGAAUUACCCACAUCAAUCGGAGUUCUUAAAAAGCUAACUUUUCUUAAUCUAAAAGUUUGCAAAAUCCUCAAAACUCUUCCAAACAAGUUUGAAAUGGAGUCUCUUGAGAUUCUUACUCUUUUUGAUUGCUCAAAAGUAAAACAAAUUCCAGAAUUUAGGAGAAACAUGAAACGUGUAUGUAAGCUUUACUUGGAUGGUACUGCUAUUACAAAACUACCCACAUCAAUUGAGCAUUUGACUGACCUAGCUUCAAUUAAUUUAAGGGAUUGCAAAAAUCUUGUGUGUCUACCCAACACCAUUUUCAAUUUGAAGUUGCUUAAAGAUGUGGAUAUUUCUGGAUGCUCAAAACUUGAGAGACUACCUGAGAAUUUGGGGAAUGCAGAAAGUAUAGAGGAGCUUGAUGUGAGUGGAACUAUGUCCAAAUCCCGUGGAAUUGCCCUCUCUAUCUCUAUCGGGAUUGUGUUCUCUGAUCAAAUUGGAUCUAAGAGACUGCAAUCUUAG
Messenger RNA from Quercus lobata, 987 nucleotides. Its product is annotated as disease resistance-like protein DSC1. Bases 4 to 987 code for a protein of 327 amino acids. NCBI's taxonomy places the organism in Eukaryota, Viridiplantae, Streptophyta, Magnoliopsida, Fagales, Fagaceae. Gene Ontology annotation, biological process: defense response. The record is from RefSeq and is a predicted model, not a curated record. The transcript has 3 exons.